This is a messenger RNA of Gossypium arboreum, 1088 nucleotides long. Its product is annotated as protein NETWORKED 3C-like. Lineage: Eukaryota; Viridiplantae; Streptophyta; Magnoliopsida; Malvales; Malvaceae. The coding region runs from base 100 to 831 and encodes 243 amino acids. The transcript is spliced from 2 exons. Gene Ontology annotation, molecular function: actin binding. The record is from RefSeq and is a predicted model, not a curated record.
AAAAUUAAAAUUUUUUACUUUAGUCAUACGCAUUAGAAAUCAAUUCUGUGGGGUUGUUUGCCCCUUCUCCCCUAUGGCUUCUUCUGCUUUUUAUUUGUCAUGUGCUACUUACAACAAACAUACUUUGUUCAGUUGAUUCGAAUGGAUCCCAUUCAUGUCGCUGCCUCCAAUGACUUUGAUAUGAAAAUAAAUGGGAUUCUUAGCAUUAUCCUGCAAGAUGAGGGAGAUUCAUUCGCCAAGAGGGCUGAAAUGUACUAUCAAAAGAGACCUCAGCUCAUCCAAAUGGUUGAAGACUUGCACAAAUCCUACCGCUCCUUAGCUAUUAAGUACGAGCAGCAGAGAUCCCAACUCAACCACGGUUCUCAUCCAACACUAUUAUCGUCGUUGUCAAGUCCUGUCAACCAAGUCCAAGGACAUGUUGAGUUGAAUGCUGAAGAUCCUGAUCUUGAGACCGAAUUCGACGAUGAUGUCCCGAAUCAUGUGUCUAGCAAGGAGUCAAAGAUGAAGGCAGAGGAUAAAAUUAGGCAGGGAGAGAAAAAGAAAAGGAGCAAUCGCAUUGGAAUGCAGCGGAAUACAAGUGAUGGUUAUGAAGCGGCCAUGUUGGAAAAUGAGAAGCUGUGGAAUGAACUAAGGUUCAAGGUGUCGGAACUGGUAGAGGAUAACUUAAGUCACCAGGCUGAGUUGAUAAGGAGAAACGAUGAGAAGAGAGAAAUGAUUAGAGAUCUUUGUUCCAAGAUGAAGAUGGAUGAGAACAAGGCCCUGACUGCCAACAACACUCGGUCUCAAGUAUCAAGACUUAAGAGGCUAUUCCUUGGGAAGUUUAUGAAAUGAAAGUUCAUGGAGGCAAUUUCUUUCAGUAUCCUACUUCCUCCCACGAUAACAAUAAAACUCAGGCUACUAUUGCUACACAAUAUCCCUCUAUAUUUGGAUUGUCGAAACCAAUUUUUUUUUUUUAAAAAUGGGUUGACUUUGUAUUUAAAAAGAAAACGAAAAAUGGGAGUUGCCACCAAUUUUUUUUUAUGUGGUGUGAUUGGGUCACCUAGUAAUUGAACGUUUUAAUAAAGCGUUUUGAUUUACUAAAACAACAA